Molecule: messenger RNA, 4867 nt
Organism: Etheostoma cragini (Arkansas darter)
Lineage: Eukaryota; Metazoa; Chordata; Actinopteri; Perciformes; Percidae
Gene: gcgra
Product: glucagon receptor a
Exons: 15
Coding region: 628-2199 (523 amino acids)
Biological process (GO): adenylate cyclase-activating G protein-coupled receptor signaling pathway; cell surface receptor signaling pathway
Cellular component (GO): plasma membrane
Molecular function (GO): glucagon receptor activity; peptide hormone binding; gastric inhibitory peptide receptor activity
Source: RefSeq, a predicted model, not a curated record
GGGCGCAAGUUAGCAGCAGUGCGGCUCGCGAUCACUAGCCACCAGUGCCAACUACGACCACAGAGCUCAACCGUUUACUUUUUAAAUUUGUUUUUAUUUCCAUGCUAAGCUACUGUGUUUGAACCCAGAAACAGUUCCCUUGUCUGCCGGACACUGGACCUUUCUCCGAAGCAGAAGGCAGGCGGUUAUUUAUUUUGAAAGUUGGAUUACAGCGGAUCACUUGGACUGAGAGGGAAUAGCCUCCUGUCUGCCAGAUGCUUCCCAGAAGAUGAGCAGCAGCGAAGUGGAAAUCAGCGGAAUCCCGUGCUGUCAACGGACUUUACCGAGCACUAAGUCUGGUUAAUCAUUGCUCCUAUUUGGUGCUAAGUUGCAGAAAGUGGUGCAGGCCCACCGGUGUGUUAGAAAAUGUGUUUGUGGGAAGCCGUAUAAUCAGGAGCAUGUGCUCACCCACAUGCGUGUCAGCCUCUCUACUGUAUCCGGACACAUGCUUAAAUGUCAUGCACUCACAGAAUGAUGCCUAAAAACUUUCUCUGGCUGUGUGGCGAGCGUAAAUAAGCCCCCUUAUGAAGUGAAAACCCUUCCCCCUCCUGCAGUAUCCCAUCUCAGCACCAACCGCAGGAAUAAGGGAUGUCACGGCUGUUUGUCUUUUCAGCAAUGCUGAUUGUCUCCUGCAGCAUUGAGGUGUCUCCUGCUGUUUCUCUGGAUAAGUUGAAGGAGAGUUGGAAACUAUACAUGGAGGAGUGUGUUCGCAACAACAGCCGAGACCCUCCAAGCAACGGCCUCGUGUGCAACAGGGAGUUUGACAAUUACGCCUGUUGGCCAGAUGGACUUCCCAACACCACCGUCAGUGUGUCGUGUCCGUGGUAUCUGCCGUGGCACCAUAAAGUUCAACGUGGCAUGGUGUAUCAGGCAUGUGAUGUAAACGGCCAGUGGGUAACUAUAAAGAAUACCAGUGAGUGUGACUCAAAUGAUCCAAGUCUGCAGUACUAUGGCCAUAUUCGGAUUAUGUACACAGUGGGCUAUUCCUUAUCACUGGUGGCUUUGGUGUUGGCACUUGGCAUCCUUAUAUUCUUCAGGAAACUGCACUGCAUGAGGAACAACAUCCACAUGAAUCUGUUUGCCUCGUUCAUCCUGCGAGCGCUGUCUAUCCUCAUCAAAGAUGCUCUGUUGGAGGCCAACAUCCCAUCGCAGGACCUCAGCAGUGACAAGGAGCAGGGAUUCCCCCAGGCAUCGAUGCCUCCAGUGGAGCUGCUGGUCAACAAUGAGACAGUGGUUAGCUGUCGUAUCGCCAUGGUGAUGAUGCAGUACAGUAUCAUGGCCAACAGCUACUGGCUGCUGGUGGAAGGCAUCUACCUCCACAACCUCCUGGUCAUCACCGUGUUUACAGAGAGGAACUACUUCAAAAUCUACCUGUGCAUUGGCUGGGGUACCCCGUUAAUUUUCCUCGUGCCCUGGGUGAUAGCUAAAUACCUAUACGAAAACCAAGAGUGCUGGGGACAAAAUAUAAACAUGAAUUACUGGUGGAUCAUCCGCUCCCCGAUUCUGGUGGCAGUUGUGAUCAACUUCCUUAUCUUUAUCCAUAUCAUUAAAAUACUUGUGUCAAAACUUCGAGCGCACCAAAUGAGAUACACAGAUUACAAAUUCAGGUUGGCUAAGUCAACUCUAACCCUGAUCCCUCUGCUGGGCAUCCAUCCGGUGAUCUUUAUCUUUGUCACAGACGAAUCCACAAAGGCCACCAUUGGAUUGCGUCUCACCAAGCUGUUCUGCGACCUCUUCUUUUCCUCCUUCCAGGGUCUCUUGGUGGCCAUCUUGUACUGCUUUGUCAACAAAGAAGUGCAGUCAGAGAUCCUGAAAAAGUGGAAGCGCUGGAAGCUAGGGAGGAACAUUGAGGAGGAAUACCGCCACACCUACAGCAAUACCCCCAACACGAAAACAGCUAGCCUGUUGAACCAUGUCUCUCGACUGCCUCAUCUCCCGGACAUCGCCAAAACCUCUACCCCGGUCUGUAGCCCUGAGGAGACGCACAUGCUUGUGGCUGGAUGCCACAACGGUAUGGUCCACAGUAAGGGGGCAGGCCAGUGUGGCUCUCCACUUCACGAGGUAACCAUCAGCAACUGCCCCCUACUGGAAGAUAUCAACCUUAAAGGCAAGGUGCAGUGUUACGAGGGUCAGAGAGAGAACGUGGAGAGUCACCUGUGAAAGAAGUUAGGAACAAGAACUUGAGAAAGAAACUUGGAGGGUGUUGAGCUCUCAUCUGGCUCUGACAUACUGCCCUGGGUGGCUGUGAAGAGCUGAGCGCUCUUUGCCUAGAAAUUGGUGUCACUGGGAGACCGAGCGGUUCUAAGCCAGAGGACAGAGAAUAAUAUGGCAGACUCCCACACUGAGAUGUCUAACGUGCUGCAAGCAUCGUAAAUGGAUUUCUGUAGAUGUUUGUUGGACAGUGAAUUCCACUGCUGCAUGUUGAACAAUAGAACAAUGGCAUCUCAAGGCAGAUAAAUCAUGUAAAAUGAUAAGAAAAAAACCCUGAAACCUCAAAUAGCAAACACAGUAACAAAACAAGAAAAAACAACAACAAAAAGAAAGCCUCUGCUCCAAUUUUGUGCUGUGUAUCAAAUGUGUGUUUUAUGGUACUGGAGGUCAAAGGCAAACUGGACAUUGAACUGCAUACACAAAAAAGACCAAACAAGUGACUCAAAACAAGAUGGUAGGGAACAGAGGUUUUUUUUCUUGUUUUUUUUUGCUUUGCUCUGAUAUUGGUAAAUGGUUUCUUGUCUAUACUGGCUUUGCUGAAAAUGUACAGAAAAAGAAGAAAUAUUCUGCUGGCUGCACCUUAUACAGUAAUGUGACUACCGUGUUGUUCAAGUGGCCUCAUCCAGGGGACAUUGGAAAUGUGCAGCUGCUCACACCAGGUCAUUCCUGGCGUACAUGUAGACAUUACGGUAAAAAAGGUCAAGAGAUGGUAUGGGGUGGUUUUAAAAAUAAGCUAAAAUUAUCAUCGCUUGACUAGGUGUUUUGAAAUAAAAGUCUUUUUUAUAUACAUCCAUAAGUCUAAACCUUCGAUACUGCAGAGUGCUUUGUUUGUAACUGUGUAAAUGUGCCAGGUGUAUUUUCAAGAGGAAUAGUUGCAAUUCUGUGCCAUUAAAUGUUUUCUUUUCCCUUUGUCAUCAAGAUGUUGUCUGACUCACAUGUGCUGGUGUACUAUAUGAAAUUCUGCCGAGCAGCCCACUCAACCCCCUGAGAGGAAAGCUGAUUGGGGAAACUGUGCACUCAAAUGAAGGACAAAAAUACACAGCAUGUAGACAUGACCUGUAAAGUUGUUUUGGAGGAACAUGUGUACGUUCAAAACUUGUUUUAGGCAUGCAACAGAAACUCAGAUUGGACAGAUAGUCUAGCUAGCUGUCUGGAUUUACCUUGCAGAGAUCUGAGGAGCAUUUUACCAUAGUCACAUACAAUCCACUGGAUUUUAGAAUGCCAACACAAAGAAAGCUAAAGGUGAUGGACAUCUGGCUGAAAAAAAGGGACAUCUGGCAGAAUGUCCAGCAGCACCUGGACAAUCCUGGAAAAACAUAACUUGUUGAUAUAAACUGCUUUACAGACAGUGUUUAAUAUUCAGCCUCAUCCUGUGUGUCCAGGGGCUGUGAACACUAAGAACAAAACUCUGCACCGUAAAAGUAGAACAAAAACUUUUAAGCAUUCUAGUAACAAAGAAACCUAAAUUAGCAUCGGUACAUCUGCUUCUGACUACAUUGUAUUUACUUUUUUUUUUUUUUAAAGAAAGCCUGCUGCUGUGGGUCAGUUCCUCUUUGAAUUGCUAAAACUUUUGCCAGAACUAACUCAAGUUGACUUUGUAUGUAUGGCUAUUUGCACAAUGUUAAUUUAUAAUUGUUAAAUACUGUGUUUCUCUAUGUGUGUUAAUACAGGGGAUUUAUUUGAUUGCUUUAAAAAUACGGUAUUUCUUGGCAUGUAUGUGAAUGUAAGUGUGUGUGUAUAUUUUUAGAUGGGUGUGAAUGUGUGUAGUUUUAGUAUAUCUCAUUGUGGAGUAAAAUUAACCAUAGGCUGCAGCCGGAUAAGAGACAGGUUGAUCUAAACAUGUACAACUCACUUCACACAGAGCAGAAGUCGUUGGAACUUUCACUCUAGCAUAAAUUCCCAGAUGUCAUGCCUAUAUAAGGCAUAAGGAAGACACAGCUCUGUUUUAUUGUGGAAGCUACUCUCAGUGUGAUUCCACUGCCUCAUGUUGUAGUUCAGAGCUAAAUUAGAGCACAGCAGCAUGUUUGUUGUGAAGAUAAUAGCUCUGUGUAUUUACACUUCAGCCAGGUGCUGGUGUUGAGUCGUGAAUAAAAUAGCAGGCUGAGGCUUUAUUUUAACAGCGUCUGCUGAGGAUUGUAAUAGGGCAGGUAGAUACCAAAUACUCAGAAUUAAGCUGGGAGCAUGACGCAUACACUGCACUGCUUGCCCACAGGUGAAAUACCAUUUUCUUGUUUUCCAGAACCAAAUGUUUGGAUACUGACACAGUAACAAAGGAAUGUUGUCAGUAAAAUAGUAUUCACUAGGGUAUAUAAAGUAUGGUCAAAGAAUUGUGUUUCAAACUAAUAUGUAUUUUAAGCUGUGACCAAACUUUUUUGAAGCCAGCAACUUGGGUCACUCCCCUUUCUGGACCAACGUGUCUGUCUGAAUGUAUUCUAUGAGGGGCCCAAAUGCUCCUUUUGAUCUUCUCUUUAAGGUGGGUAUGUACAGUAUUUUUGCUGUGAGGAACCAAUCAGUAAAAGCUGACUGGGUUCCAGGUGUAUACAUUUUAUCAUAUUGUGUCCGGUUAUAAAAGUUUGUCCAAAUGGUGAAAGAAUAAAAUAACAGUGUACGUGAAAGA